GAAUAAGCGGCUUCCUGCCCGACCACCGGGGGAGCGCAAGACAUUGGCUUUACGGGGCUCCCACGGAAAGAGUCGCUCGGCAUUACCCGUGCUACGUUCCCAGCGGGAGGGAUUCAUGCUUCAAACUCUGGCCCGAGCCUGGCCCCUCCCUCACACGCUGGGUCACGUCCCCGCCCGGGGGCAGUUUUUGGCCCUGGGGAAAAACCUGAUGGAAGCUUCCCCCGGCUUUGCCUUGUUAAUUUACAUCAAUUGACCACGUCCCUCCCUGGGCAGGCCCCAGACGAUCUGAUGUGGGAGGAAGGAGCGGGAGAGACAGAGCCCCUCCCCUCCCCCCCCCCCGGCGUACACGAGUGUGACGCGGGCGACUCCGGAUUCACCCCAGCGCCGCUCCGGCGGGCGAGUGGUUGCUGCAGGGAUUUACUUUGCAGCAGCCGGAGCAGGAGGAGGCGAGCUGAGGCGCCUCUCCCCUGCCAGCGGCGGCAGUGGGGUGGAAGAAGGGGGGGAGAUCGCCCCCCCCGGUCACCCAGGCAAGAGCCACAGUCCAGCAGGCAGCGCAGCCGGGCUUCCCCCCCACCCGGGUCAAAGCCAGACGAGUCCAGAGCAGGAGAAGGAAAACCUCGCCCCGGCGGAAGAGCUGCCGGGUAAAUCAAAGAAGCGGAGAGUUUGGGGUGCCAUGGGUGGCGGGGGCAGCGUGUGGGCACUGGCCAUCGGCUGGGCGCUGGCCGUGCUGUGUGGAGGCACCGGAGGCCUGGACAGCCGCUGCCUAGCUGGAGGGAAGCACAAGGUGGCCCCUAGCCCCGAGGGGCAGCUGGGCGUUUGCCAGCUCUAUGCUGCCAACGCCUGCUGCUCCCCCAAGGUGGCCCAGGAGAUCUCCAGCGCCCCACUCACCAAGGUCAACGACAUUUCCUGGAAUCACUGCAGGAGCCUCAGCCCCAGGUGCAAGCACUACCUGCAGCGGGUUGAAUGCUUCUACCGCUGCUCCCCCAGCGCCGCCCGCUGGCCCCACCCCCAGCGCCCCACAGCUGUCCUUGAGGUGCCCCUCUGCCUGAGCUUCUGUGAGGAGUGGUAUGAAGCCUGCAAGAAUGACCUGACUUGUGCCCGCAACUGGGUGAGUGACUGGCAGUGGGGUCCCCAGGGAAACAACUGCAGCCGGGACUGUGUGCCCUACAGCCAGAUGUACAGGGACGGCAGGGAGCUCUGCGAGAACAUUUGGGGCGACUCCUUCGUGGCUGCCCGGGAGCCCUGCCCCUGUCUGAGCCUGACGGGCUCCGACACUGACCCGCUGCCCGAGGACGGGGAAAGCUCAGAGGAGCCUGACCCCACCAAAGCUGGCAGCCCACGGGGGCCCUGCCCGGCCAGUGGCCUCCUCCAGCGCGGCCUGCGCAAGCGCUCCGUCUUCAUGGAGGACGUGGAGGGGAGCGGGAGCGGGCUCUAGAGCCGCUGGCCCCUCCCACCCCAGCUCCCCCACUUCCUAGGAGAGCCCUUCCCGCACCAGGUGCCGGGGGGGCGGGAAAUGCUUGUUAUCUAUGCAAACCCCUGACCCCUAUGAUUGUCCCCCCCCCAUGCACACCAUAACUGCUUCUCUGGCCCCUCUUGCACCCCAUCCAGCCACCUACCAGGAGGGGACCCACACAGCCCUCCUCCCCGCACAGCCAUAGGGCCUAGCUCAAAGGGGUGUUAGCUUCCCCAAGCACCCAACUUCAAGGGGAGGGAGUCCCUGCUCGCAACCAGCUCCCUCCAUGCCCCAGUCACAUAGGGAUGCAGCUGUAUUAUCCUCUUGCUAUACUAUGGAGGGGGAAACUGAGGCACAGAGCAGGGACACCUGAGAGUAGCUCAGUGUAGUGGCUCAGCUCUCUAGUGCAGGCCGGCACCUGGAGUUGUUGGGCAGGGGAGGAUGCUGUGCCAGCUGACUCCGCGCAGCCCUGGCACCCCACGCUGGUUCCAGGUUGGCACUCUCCCACCACUGGGGAUCAACCCCUUGACACAGAGGAGCUGAUGAUAAGCCAAGUCCAUUUGCUUCGUGCUGGGCCGACUCCUUAACUGCUCUAUGAGAGUCAGACAGCAGGGGAUGACAAAGAGCCCACUGACACCAUGGGGGCAGCAGAGGGUGCUCUCCCUACUAGUCACUGCUGACCCCAAUGCCAGGCUUGGGGACACUCUGUAGGGGCCCUCUCUGUCGAUUCCACCCAGCUCAAGCCACAGCGUUUGCAUGUAGCCUGCACGCUAAAGCUUGUUGCAACCCCUCACAAGCUAGUGUAGACAGAACCUGCCAUGUCUUUGCUGCGGCUAGCAGGUGGGAAUUUAGCUGGGCAGGGUGACGGCAUGCUCACCCAGGACAGCGCUAGGGGACGCUGGGCUGCGAGGUGGGGUCUCUCUCCCCGAACAGUCUGUGCUGACCUCAGGGGCCCAGCAUGGCAGUAGGGGGCGCUGUGCAGACAGAUUGGUGGGGCAAACCAUAGACACUGAUUCCACACUGCAAGAGCCCAGGGAGCCAGAGGCUUACGUCUCAAAGCAAGGAUCUGCCCCCCCCCCCCGGCAGGGGGAGAAGGGGAAUCAGAGGUGUAGGGGGAAGAUCAUGCCAGUGUUUUAAGCCAGCCCCCUUCAAAGCAACCCCAAACCUUCUGAAAUAUACCCCACCCCCGGACUCAACCCCCUUGCUCUGAGCGUCAGUUCCCACGGGGCCACCCCUGCCCCUUACUUGCCCAUUUGCUCCCCA
Dermochelys coriacea (leatherback sea turtle) is the source of this 2716-nucleotide messenger RNA. It is a transcript of the gene RTBDN, whose product is annotated as retbindin. The record is from RefSeq and is a predicted model, not a curated record. Gene Ontology annotation, cellular component: external side of plasma membrane. The transcript has 7 exons. Bases 674 to 1435 code for a protein of 253 amino acids. Gene Ontology annotation, molecular function: riboflavin binding; signaling receptor activity; riboflavin transmembrane transporter activity. NCBI's taxonomy places the organism in Eukaryota, Metazoa, Chordata, Testudines, Dermochelyidae.